Molecule: messenger RNA, 3653 nt
Organism: Brassica napus (rape)
Lineage: Eukaryota; Viridiplantae; Streptophyta; Magnoliopsida; Brassicales; Brassicaceae
Product: transcription factor MYB122-like
Exons: 3
Coding region: 1432-2355 (307 amino acids)
Source: RefSeq, a predicted model, not a curated record
AUUGUUGUGAUUAAAGCUUGCAUUAAACUGAUCACUUAGUUCAUGACCCUUGGUUAACUUAUUCAUCAAAAGUGUAAUAGGCUGCUAGACAUAACUUGAAUGAGUAUUGCAUCCAUAACCAACGAGAGUAGAUGUUAGGGUGUAUUUUGAAUAGAUCAGACUUGAUUCCUAAUGUUUGUUAUCGCAUCUCAGUCCAGAUGAGAGUUUAGGUAUUGAGAUCGAUCUACAAAAGGUGAAGCUCCUCGAGAGUGCGCUGAUUUACUUGUAGUGUUCCGAGUUCCAAACUUGCUUUUUUUAUUGAACUUGAAUAAUUGUUUGGCUCACAAUUGUUUGACACCCGAUGAAAAAAUCCUAGGCUAGCAUCUUAAUCAUCGGAGAACCACCAAUCAAACCUGUUAUUUGUUCUUUACGCAAUCUUAGUUUAAAUUCACCAAAUUGUUUUAGCUUGACAUUGAUAUCAUAUAAGUAAAGUGUAAAUUAGUCCUCUGAAAUUGAAUCUAAAAUAUUACAAUUACUACUAUUAACUUGACAGUGACAAAGAUUCAAAUUUAAUGUAUCACUCAUCUUUUAUAUAUAUAUGUGCGUGUGUGUAAUCUGACUAUAUCAAAUAAAACUUCAUUUAUUUUCAUAUGGUUCUAUGAUCAUUUUGAUCUUGUUAUAAUAAAAAUUUUAAACAAUUGAUCACAGAUUUUUUAAUACGAGACUUUUAAUAAUUUUGUAAUUUAUAGUUGUUUUAAAGUUUAAAAUGAUAAUAUCUAAGAAAAAAUCUAGAUUUUAUUAUAUGGUUAAUGUGAUUUCAUAUAUCUUCUCUCUUUGUAUAAUAGUUUUCUGGCUCCACCAGUGACAAUAUUGUUACUAUAAUUUGGAAAGGCUAUGAAAAAAAGACAGAAAGAAUUGGCUAGGAAAAUAAGAUACGUACAAGAACCUCCAUCUCAAUCUUUUCCACUGAAAAAUUCUACACCUUUAAUAAAAAGUAAUAUCUAUAAUCAAUAGAAUUUAAAAUCUAUGUGGCAAACACUGAGAAACGAUGCCGUCGGCUGCACAUGAUCCAUGCACGCAUACACAAUAUAAAGCUCUCUGCUCCUUCCACAAAUUUCUCACUUGCCUUAGCCAGCCAGUGAAAACAAACAAAGCUCUCUCUUCUCUCUAUGUUUUUCAUCUCAAAAUACGAAAUUAUAUCAAUUUUUUAGAACAAUAUAUCAAAUAUUAUGAAAAAAAGAAAUAGAGAGUCUCGAGCAAGAACGAGAUGUCGAUAAGACGUAUCUAUCGAUGCCUUACUGUUCUCAUCAAAAGAUCAAGUCCUUCCUUCGUAUGAUCCAACACAAAACCACAACACGUUAAUCUCUCUCUCUCUCUCUCUCUCUCUCUCUCUCUCUCUCUCUCUCUCUCUCUCUAACUUCAGUUAUUACAAUCACGAAUCAAGAUUCAAGAAUGGUACGGACACCGUGUUGCAGAGCGGAAGGGCUGAAGAAAGGAGCAUGGACUCAAGAAGAAGACCAUAAGCUCAUCGCCUACGUCCAACUUCACGGUGAAGGAGGCUGGCGAACCCUUCCUGAUAAAGCUGGUCUCAGAAGAUGUGGCAAAAGCUGCAGACUGAGAUGGGCCAAUUACCUUAGACCUGACAUUAAGCGUGGUGAGUUUAGCGAAGAGGAGCAAGAUUCCAUCAUUAGACUCCAUGCCAUUCAUGGCAACAAAUGGUCGGCGAUAGCUCGUAGAUUACCAGGAAGAACAGAUAACGAGAUCAAGAACCACUGGAACACUCACAUCAAGAAACGUCUGGUCAAGAAAGGUAUCGAUCCGUUGACCCACAAAUCACUUAAUGGUAAAUCAUCUGACCAUACCGAGACACCACCGGAUAAAAGCAGCGUUCAUCAGGAUGAUGAUGAUCAGAAGUCAAACAAGAAUAAUGCGUUAGGAUCAUUAUCAGCUCGGUUCUUGAACAGAGUAGCAAACAGAUUUGGUAAGAGAAUCAACCACAGUGUUCUGUCUGAUAUUAUUAAUGGAAGUGGUGCCCCAUUUACUAGUCACACUACUCCUACUACAAGUGCUUCUGAAUGUGAAAAGUCAUCGAGUUCUUUCUCCACACCAAACUCUUCAAAUCUCCUCAUUAAUGAAAACAUGGUCCUCGAUGCAACAUCUUUGUCCUCGUCCACGUUCUCUAGCGACACCUCUGACCCCUCAGUAUACGACCAUAUCUUCGAUGACUUAGAAGAUAUGACCACAUUUUCAUCAAGAUUUUUGAAUGAUGUUGUAUCUCAUGAUGAUGUAGAUUUCUUGAUGUUGGAUGAAUCUUGUUUGGAGAAUACUUCGUUCAUGAGGGAACUUACAAGGAUUCUUCAAGAGGACUACGUUUAGUGAUAGUCGUGUGACACCGAUCAGUGAAGUUGAUGUCUCCUUUGAAGGGAUUGACAACUAUUUUGGAUAAAUUAAACAUAAAUGUCAAGAUUUUAAUACAUUUAUAAUGAUGAUGAUGAAAAUUGAGUUUGGCAUGUAAAAUCAAUCAUAAUUGAUUUUGCUGUGUUUUUUUAAGUUUGUGUGGUUUUCUGGCUUAUAGUGAUGUUGUUCGAUUGGUAGGAACUAGGAAGCUACGAAUUGAUAAAACUAAUGUCAAAUGCAUGGUAUGUCUGAAACGGAAGAGACAUUCAAACACUGAUUAACGAAAGAGUUAGAUUACACUAAGGAACACUUUUUGACUUUCUAUUACUCCCAGAUACACUUCUGACAUGUGACAUAUUUUGUUGUGGGUCAGCGACAGAUUGUGGAUAAUUUUGCCCUUAAUGGAAAUAACAAUUGUGGAUGGGUGAUUUGGGGACGAGUGAUGGGUGAUGAGUGGUUGGGUGAUUUGUGGACGGGUGAUGUGUGGAUGAGUGAUGAGUAAUGUGUUGACAUGUAAUGUUAAUGUGUUUAUAGUAGAUAAUGUGGACAAACUCUCUGUUUUGAUUCCAUAAAACUAUACAAUAAUAUGUGGACAUGGUCUCAUGUUACUAAAAUUAUACCAUAAAAUGUGGACACGGACUAUGUUAUCUCCAACACAAGCACUUGGCUUCUUCAAUCUAAUUGAUAAAUUAUAUGCAAUUAAACUUCAAUCAAGAUGAGAAAGAGAUGAUAUUGUGAGUAUGAGCGGAGAAGAAUCGAAGAAGCGUCUACCUUAUGUCGGAGAGCAAUAGAUCUUACAGGUCAGAGAUUUCCGAUCUAAGGAAUUUGCGCUUUGUCGUGAUGUGGAUCGAUGUAAAUUUGAUUAGAGUUGAAUUUAGAUCCCGAGAUGAUGAAUGAAAUCGAAGGAAUAUUGUCCAUGUCCACAACUAGUUUAUAAUUCUGUUAAGAAGUCAAUGUCCACAACUAAUUUAUAAUUCUGUUAUCCUUGCUUUGGUGUCCACGUCCACAUUUAUUUUUGUUUACACAUUAAUAUAUAUGAAAAUGGAUCUUAAAAGAUAGAGAAUUUUAUAUAUAGUUUAUUAUGAUAAUUAUUUUUGUUUAAUAUAUUUUAGAACUCGAAAUAAAAGUAAAUAUAAACUUAAAGUAGAAUAAGAAAAAUAAUAAAUUAAAUAAGAAGAGGAGAUAUGUUUUCUUUAGUUUAGGGUCAUAAGAGUUUUUUUGACAAAAGAAAGUGUGUCUCAUCUGAUAAUUGUCUCGUAAUAUAAUUUGAACUAGGG